Lactuca saligna is the source of this 1551-nucleotide messenger RNA. The record is from the annotation of a GenBank genome assembly. Lineage: Eukaryota; Viridiplantae; Streptophyta; Magnoliopsida; Asterales; Asteraceae.
CGUAUCAUCAACCAACCGCUAAAGUUGUGGUCCAAUUUACCCUCACGUUUCCUUUUAAUCUACCUCCAAACCUACCAUCGCCACGUUGACUCCCUUCUAUUUUGAAAAAGUCAAAGGACUUAAUCGUCAUUAUAACAAAAUGUAUACACACCAGCUGCAAUUUGCAAACGCAAGUCUGUAUCCGGAAGCUUCUGUUCUUCGAUUUUUGUUUGCAUCCAAGAACGUGAUUCAGUCCCAGUUCGUUGUUUAUUGCUUCGGAUUUUCUUCUGAAAGAAUUCAGACUUCUGCUCAAAGCAUGUCCAUCACAUCUGAUAAGGAGAUGCAUCUGCCUUCACCUGCUGUUGAGAUUCUACCCUCUAAGAUGGGAUACCCUUACAGAUAUGCUGGAGAAAACAUAGAUUGUCAAGAAGUUAGCAUCUUCAAGGGAAGAGUUAGUGUCUCAGAUAUUAUAGGUUCAGAGUUGAAAUCAUCAAAACCUGAUGCAUCUUUGAAAUCAUGGGAUAGCUCAUUUGAUCUUGUUAACAUCCUUAAGCAUGAGAUUCGUGAUGGACAGUUGAGCUUUAGAGGCAAAAGGGUACUUGAGCUUAGUUGUGGCCAUGGAAUCCCAGGGAUCUUUGCUUGUCUAAAGGGAGCUUCAACAGUGCAUUUUCAAGAUCUAAAUGCAGAAACAAUAAGACGUACAACAAUCCCAAAUGUCAUGUCCAAUCUUGAACAAGAAAGGGAUAAACAAAGCAAACAGCCUGAAAGUCCACUUACUCCAUCAAGACAAAUUCUCUCUCCAACUGUUCAUUUUUAUGCUGGAGAAUGGGAAGAGCUUCCUGGAGUUUUGUCUGUUGUUGAGAAGAAUGUUCUAGAAGCAUCACCAGUAAUGAACCUUAGUUUCUCAGAAGAUGAUUUUAUCGGUAGGUGUAGCUACAGCAGCCAUGAUGGUAGCAUCAUGGGACAAGAACAUUCUUCUAGAAAGUCAACUGGAAGUAGGGUUUGGGAGAGGGCUAAUGAGAGUGAUGUUGGAGGUGGAUAUGAUGUUAUAUUGAUGACUGAUAUUCCACAUUCAGGAACUUCUUUAAAGAAGCUUUAUACACUCAUUAAAAAGUGCUUGAAGCCUCCUUAUGGAGUAGUAUUCGUUGCUACUAAAAAAAAUUAUGUGGGGUUCAACAGCACAGCUCGACAACUAAGGAGCCUGGUAGAUGAGGAGGGCAUUUUUGGAAAUAAUUUAAUUAAAGAAAUGACAGACACAGAAAUUUGGAAGUUUUUUCUUAAAUGAACAUAUCAAUUAGUAAGAUUGCUAAUCUUUCAUUUUUUUAUAAUCUUUGGUAUAGUUGCAUGUCUAGAGCAUUUUGCUUAUAUGUUCACUUUAUAAUUUGAUUUAUAUAGUUGGAAAUAAAUAAUGCUAGGCUCCCAAUUCUGUUGCCUUGUGUUACCAUUUUAAUUUCAUUUUUGAGCUCUACAUUUUGAUAGUUAGUGAUCCUUUUAGUUUUUUUUUUUUAAUUAGAUAGCACGUGUAUUUUUUUCCCCUUAUUUGUAUGAUGAAUUAUUAAGUUUGCACCUGCU